CUCGUAAAUCCAAGAUGGCGAAUUCGUUUUGACGUUUGCACCGCCAUCUUAACAGCGACCAACUUCAGUGUGCUUCCAACCGUCGCUCAGUCGAGUGCGCCGCGUGUUACAGUAAAUUAAAAGAAGUGAGAAACUUUUUUAUAAUAUCUUUUAAUAGUUUCCAGUGUUUUUGUGUACUAACGAACUUAUUUUGAACGAUAAUAAGCAGUUUGAAGUGUAUAUUUUGGUGAAGUGACGUGAUUAAACACCAUUGUUUGAGAUCGAGACAAAAACUGUUCGAAAUUGAUGUAAACAAUGAUUGCUUAGACAUUAUGGAAGACGUGUAUACAAUUAAAGUUAAAACAAAACCUGAUACGAGGAAUUUGUAUCCGUCUGAGAGGCGAUACUCGGCGUCGACGGUGUCGGGACUCGCGUGGGUGCAUAUUGCAUUGGCCGCCACAUCCUUCCUACUCGCUUGUUUAGCUCUAGUGAACCCUAACGCGAACCUACAGAACCAAAACACAACAGACAAUGCUUAUAAAUACAACGGAAUUAACGGACCAAUACAAAAUGACGAAAACUUUUCAAAUUACGAAAAUGAGAAUGAAACUCAAAUAAAUUCGAACGCUGAAUCGAAUUUUAAACUGAGUGAAAAUGUGAACGGAAGUUCAUUAAAUUUAGACAAUAGUACGGAUAUUAACGGGAAUAAAAAUGACAGUAAUUACAUAUUAGUGGUGGCACCGGCGUUGAUCACUAUAUUCGGUCUCGCAGCUGGUGUCACAAGUAUCCUAGCGUCAGUUCGCUGGUACAUAGACCACAACAUCACCUGGCUAUUCGUUAUGUCAUGUUUAUCAACCCUGAUUUCUCUGACAUCCUUUAUAAUGAUCGCCGUUUGGUUCAUAACAACCUCGGAGGGCGAUAUAACAGAAUUCUACAAGGACAAAGUGCCUUUCAAAGAGUAUUUCGUGAUUAAACACGACGCGGUUAUUGUUAGAAACGAGUCACAUAUGAUAGUCGCGUUGAACACGCCGGUAGACAAGGCUGAUACACCGAAUCUGUUUACAAAACGAGUGCUGUCAAUAAACAUUCUUAUAGCAGCGUUUUUGGAACUACUCUGGUCGAUUUUAAGCGUCAAAAUUUCUUAUAAAGGCAUGAGAAAUACUUAUAAGGACGACAAUGAAAGACGGCAAGGGAAUUGCAUAUCAGUUGUUACAAAAAUUAAAGGGAAUGAUACUCGAAAAUUACCUCGAAACGGUAAACUAAUACCUCCAAAACCUGACUUGAUAGACCACUAUCCGAGCAGGAAGAUUAAGAAGAUAUUCCUCGCGCAGUCCGACAACGGUUUCUAUUUGAAAAAUCAUGGCAACAAAAACAAACAGACGGAAACCAGUUCUGAGUUUUACAAAGAACGAAUGAUGAACUUCUUGAAUCGUUGCGCGUCGUUAGAAGCUUUAUCGAACCCGGAGAUGUCACAAAGCGUUCAUUCAGAAGCUUUGAAUCCAAUCCCAGAAGGGGUCACUAUAGAGCACGUGUCCAGAGACCCAGUAAGUGAAAUCAAGGAUAGAAUGACCCCAAUAAGCUGGGGAGAUAACUCAGAUCACACAGUUUACAACCAAAACACACUGAAUUUAGACAAAAUCUUCAAAUUCAUACCAAAUACUAAAAUCGAUAGUGGAAAUGAAAACGAAUGACUUGUAAGUGAAAAUUACGUUUAGGAACACGCAACUGUGUUUUUUAAGUUGGUUCAGAUGAGGCGAGAAAUAGCGAGUGAAUUGUUGUACAUUGCUGGCGAAGUUAUGAUAGUUUUGAUAACAGAGCUGUGUAAGUCCGUAAUGUAUUGCAAACAGCGCGAUAAUUCUUGCAUCUAAAUGAUUGUAUGACUUGUGAUUUUAAUCCUAUUUAAACGUAUCGUUUAUUUUUUAAGUUGAAUUUAUUUAAAGAUGAUUUCUUUAAUUAAUUGUUUGCUUAAUUAUCUAAAGUGACGAUUUAUGCUUUAGCUUCAUUUACAAGAAAUAUUUUUACGAUAUCUAAUACAGAUAGAAAUAAAAAAA
Trichoplusia ni (cabbage looper) is the source of this 2030-nucleotide messenger RNA. RefSeq lists its product as uncharacterized. The record is from RefSeq and is a predicted model, not a curated record. Lineage: Eukaryota; Metazoa; Arthropoda; Insecta; Lepidoptera; Noctuidae. The transcript has a single exon. Bases 312 to 1670 code for a protein of 452 amino acids.